AUGAUUUGGAAAUUUAUUGCCUAUUUUUCAUUAGCAUUACCUACUUAUUGCAACAUCUAUGUCACUAAUAGACAAUACAAAAGAAUAAAUCGUAAUACUGUUGACAACAUUAGACUUCCUCCCAGACUGAACAAAUAUAUUAACAAACCAGAGAGUAUCAAAAAAAAUAGAUUUCAGCUGCUUUUACAACUUUAUGAGCAAUUAUGUUUUCUAAUAUUGAUUACACUGAUUUUCAUGAUACCCAAUUUCUUGCCAUGGUUAUGGGUUAGAGCUUCAAAAUUACGUUCUUAUUUGGAUAUAGUUUUGAGACCAUCAAAGAAGCAGCUUGCUGACAGCCACAAUAAAUAUACGGAUGAAGCUGACUUUAUAAAUAUUUCAAAUAAUGUAAUUUUUGUUUCUUUAUCAUUUACUUUUUGUGCCCUAUUAAUACUAUUUUCGGCUUGGAUACCAAAGAGGAUUUUGAAUCAUAAUUAUGGUGAUCACCAUAUAAACACGGAUGAUACCGCUUCGGAAGAGGAUAAAGGCAAUAAACUAAACAAGAUUAUUAUAUCUGUGGUAAUGUCGGUAUAUGGUAUCAUAAAUAUAUUUAACAGGAUUACUGAUUUUGAAACUAAACAAAUUCAAAUUAAGUACCUUUCGAUAUAUGCAUCGGUUGCUUUAUUAUUAAUAGGUUUGCUGCUACUUAUAAUUUUCUCUAUUAUUUCGUUAAUUCCCAUAAGAAGCGCUAAAAAGUUAGAAGAAAUAGAUUUUAAUUUGUAUCAAGAUCUAAUGGAAUUGUGUAAUAAUAAUAACAAAUACGGCUUUAAAAAUAACAUUGGUGAUAUUUGUAUAGCUGAGUUUUCCGGAAAGAAUAUAGUUCAAUUCAAAUUACGUGGACUACCAUUUAAAAACAAAAAGCUAUAUUUGAAUGCUGAUAUGCUUGAAAAUUGUUGUGAUGUAGAUGGUACGAAGAAAAACGAUCAAAUUUAUGCUUUGGUACUAUCAAAUUUAUGGGCAAGAAAAUACAAUCAAAAUACUUUUUUUGCCCUUUUUCUGUUUCUCCUAUGUGAAAUUUGGUUAGUAAUAUUUUUUGGGAUUUCCUAUUUGGUAGAUAAAAAAUACCAGUCUAUUCUUUCUAGCUUUGGCUUUGUUUUUGGAAAUAGUAUGAGUCGUUAUUCUAAUGAUGUUAUAGGAAUGAAGCAUUAUCCACAGUCAGGAAUACUUGUGUAUACAUUAAUUAUUUUUUAUCCGAUAUUCAGAAUAUUUUUGGUUUUAUUUAAUUGUAUUUUUAGAAAAUGCUCACGAAAAAUAGUAACAGCCGUAGUUGACCAAGGUUAUGGAAGAGAAUUGUACUAUGGUAAAAUGAACAUGCAGUUUAAUGACAAAAAUGCCGCCUCACAAUCUCUUAACGGGAGCAAUGAUUUGUUAGUAGAUCCAGAUCCUUGGUAUGUCCGUUAUUAUUUUACAAAGUCAGUUGAACCAUAUCUUUUCUUGAGUGAUUUAAUAGGAUUGAAGCCAAAUGAAGAUGAAGAGGAGCAAGAGUUGCAAGUUAGUAGUGGUAAUUGUGAUGAUAUGAACGAACCCAUAGAAUUACUUUUGUUAUAG
Messenger RNA from Saccharomycodes ludwigii, 1584 nucleotides. RefSeq lists its product as uncharacterized. The transcript has a single exon. The coding region runs from base 1 to 1584 and encodes 527 amino acids. Lineage: Eukaryota; Fungi; Ascomycota; Saccharomycetes; Saccharomycodales; Saccharomycodaceae. The record is from RefSeq and is a predicted model, not a curated record.